Messenger RNA from Porites evermanni, 5245 nucleotides. Lineage: Eukaryota; Metazoa; Cnidaria; Anthozoa; Scleractinia; Poritidae. The record is from the annotation of a GenBank genome assembly.
AUGAGUGAGACUGUCCUCCAGCAAAAAACUGCACCAAAACACCAACCCAAGAAACCACAAACAAGUUCAUCACAGGAGGAGAGCUCAAAAAUUCAAUGGCUGGGGAAUACCUUAUCCCAGGCCUUGAAGCAGAGCAUGGCAGUUUCUACUGAAACAGAAUCCAAGGGGAAUGUUCAAGCACUGCAUGUGGGUAAAAAUUUCAAAACAUGGCUGUUGAAGUUUCUUCAGUAUGCAAAUCUGCUACACAUCAAACCCUCAGAUCAAUGGGCAUAUUUGCUCACCUAGUUGGAUCAACCAACUAACAAAUUAAAGCAGUUGAGCUUUUAAAGCUUUCAGAAUUGCUAACCUUUGAAGAAUUCGCGGCAAAGCUAGUUGAUAGAUUUGAUUUGGGCAAAACAAAGGGAGAUUAUAAACUGCAGUUGUGGGCUAGGUGUCAAAGGAUUUUAAAGUGUUUGCCCAUAGUGUCCUGGAAUUGGUGGAAAAUGCCCAGCCAUAGUGUAAUCAUUCAAGGUGGAACUAGCAAGAGACCAGACACCAAGAAUGGGAAAAAGUAUUCAUGAGUCAACUGGAUUCCCUGGUGGAGGCUGUCCGUGUUGUUCAUCGAUCAGAAAGUGCUCAUAAAGCUUGUCAGGCUGUGGCAUCUGCUGAGAAGAAAAAGUCUGUGAAUAUUGUGAGUGCUUCAGCAGAGAGGGAGAAAAUUUCACCUGAGAUCUGAGUGCUCAACUGGAACUCAUUCUUGGUAUGAAUGAAAAAAUUCGUAAGCUGAAACAAAAAGCUGAAACGACAGCCCCUUAACAAUGUGGUAUGUUUUGCUUCGCGUGAACCUGGCCAUCUCGCUCAAAACUGCCCUGACUGGAGCAGUGACCCAAGUGAUAGUAGUCACCAAUAAUGAGGUAACCAACCCUGCUUUUGUUAAUAAGUACUGUCAGCAACAUCAGCCUCUGGAAUCUAUGUCACAGUAAUUGUGGCCUUAGUUACCCCCAGAGAUGGACUAACUCUAGUUUGAGUUGCUAACUUCUCAGACAGGCUUAUUAGACGACAGGCAGAUGUUGCCGAAUAUCAUCCUGUCAGUAGUAGGAAUGGCCGUGUUGUUUCAUUGUAAGCAGAUCCAGAUUCAACUAAUGUUCCUCAAUCAUCUCUUUCCAUAUUAACAAACCAGUGGCAAAAAGGGAGAAGCGAAAACAGGACAAAAUGUGGAAGUCAAAAUAAUAUUAUGAGGUGACCUAGAAGAGCUUUCGGAAGACCAAAAAGAGCAGUUUUUGUCCCAGGUAAUGGAAUGUGAGGACAUCUUUGCAAGAGACAGCUCUGAUUUAGAAAAAACAGAUCUCUUAGAACAUGAAAUUGACACCAGUAAUUGCAAGCCAAUGAAACAGCAUCCUCAUUGAGUACCACCCUAUCAGCAAUAAGUUAUCGAUGAACAGCUGGAAGUGUUAUAAACUACAGGCAAGAUUGAGCAAUCUCAACGUCCUUGGGGCAGUACAGUUGUACUUGCUAAGAAACAUGACUGAACAUACCGUAUGUGCAUUGACUACCGUGAACUUAACCAGUUGACAAAGAAGGAUGUCAUAAUACCAGCUACCUUGGACAGAUGACGUGUAAGACACCUUGGGUGGGGCUCAGUGUUUUUUUGGCCUCGAUGUGGCAGAUGCAAAUGAAAGAAGAGGAUGGGCCUACACUGUAAGACUGCCUUCUCAACUCAUCAGGGACAUUUAUGACUGCCACCUUAUUAGCUCAGUUGGGAGAGCACCGGUCUACCAAGCAGGAAAUCGCAGGUUCAAACGCCCGGCCGGACCAAGUCAGUGCUGCCGAUGUAAUGACAUCUGGAAAUCAUUAUACUUUUUAGUUUUCUCGGAUAAGGAAGAAAAACCGUAGGUCCCAUCUCACAGCACUUUCCCUGAUUUGUUUUUGAGGGACAUAAAACAAGCAACGACACUAUCAAAAAAGAGUAGGGGUCGUAAACCCCUGUGGUGUGGCCAACCUUUAUGGCUUGUGGGAUUGGGUAGGGAUGUUCAUGCACAUUCCCUCAGGGCAGGCCUGUGUCCAGAGAAGCUGUUAUAUAAAUAAAAUAAUAAGAGUAAUGCCUUUCGGAUUGACAAAAUUAAUGGACCUGCUAGCUUCACUCGAUUAAUUAAUCUGGUGCUCAAUGGCCUUACCUGGACACACUGCAUAGUGCAUUUGGAUGAUAUCAUCAUCUGGGCCCAAAUCUUUGAAGAACACAUUCACUGUCUAGGGUUAGUGUUUAAUCGUAAAAGGACUGCUGGUUUGAAACUGACGCCUACCAAGUGUCACUUCCUUAGAAGAGAAGUUACUUUUCUAAGUCAUGUUGUUUCAUCUGACAGAAUGAAGACAAGCCGUCAAAAGAUGACCAUUACCACUGAAUGUGAAAGACCUUCAAAGCUUCCUUGGUCUUAAUGGCUAUUACAGAAAGUUCAUCCUUGCAUUUUUCAUUUUUGCUGAGCCCCUCUACAAACUGUGUAAGAAGAAUGUACCGUUUUGUUGGCAACAGGAACAACAAGCUGCAUUUGACUAGCUGAAAGAUUACCUGGUAAGCGAGCCAGUACUGGCUUAUUAAAAUUUCGGGCCCUCAGCAAGAUCUUUCAUACUUGAUACUGAUGCAAGCCACUACCUAGAACAAGGGCAGUUUUGUCUUGCAGCAACAGGAUGGUACUAAGCGGGUGAUUGCUUAUAGUAGUCUUCCUUGAAUGAACAUGAAAAAAACUGGACAUAUUAAAUUCUGCAAGCAGAAUACUGCCAUGCUGAUCGUACUACGUGAAAAGUAACCCUGCAAGACAUCAACAUGACACCAAAAGAACUUCUUGGGGCUAGUCAUGACGCAACAAUCAGAGAGAACUCUGUUGAAAAAUAUCUGUGCACUCUGAUUUUAAGUCCUGACCCAGAACUCUCAACACCCACAGAAUCACGCCAUCCCACGUGUCUUCUGGAGGGCAAGAGUCCAAGUGUCGAGUUGCACCACUUGAUUGGAAAUGCUUGCUUUGGUGAAGUCCUUACACUGACUACUUCAGAAACUAUUUAUCAAGGUGGAAGUUUUGUUUACAAACUGACAGUCACUCAUUACAAUGGUUGAUAUUCUUUAAAGAGCCCCCAGGACAGGUAGCAUGUUGGCUGGAAUGCCUUCAGUGAAUGCCCAUUGUGAGAUCCAACACCAGCCAGGAAAGCAAAAUAGCAAUGCAGACAGUUUAUCCUGAGGUGCAAUCAUAGAAAAUGCCCCUUCAGUGUUCCUCCUGCAACACCACAGGUAUGGUGCCAACAGUCAUCAGCAGGCUGCACAGUGGUAAACCAAGGAAGGAAGUAAAGAAUGUGUGGUCGCCCAAGAAUGACUUGUGUCCCAAGCUCAAGGCCAAGAUCCUAAUAUAGGCGCAGUUGUAGAUCGGCUGUCACGGGAACGGAAGAAACCACCUGAUAAGAAGCCUGGGACCAGGUUCCACAGAGGGGGAAAAGGCAAAAAGUGGGGUCAAAUAGGAAAAAUAUCGGCAAGCAAAGUGAGCCUAGCAGAGCGUUGGGGAGGGGGAAGAGCAGUGGAGCCUGGAGACAUGCCUUUGGUGCUGCCGUUCCAUGAUACCAGAUUCUGGUAUCAUGCUCUGAUUGGUCAAAUGUCUUCACGUUGACAGAUUCACGGUGCAGUUGACAGUAUCGCACUCUUUAAAUAUCAUGUUCCUACUGACAGUUAUGGAAAAGUUUUUUUAAAAUACGAACUUCAAGCAAGCAAUACAAAUUUCCUUGCGAGACUUUUUGCUUAUCCCUCCGCUCCAAGAAAAGCAAAAAAUAUGCCUGUGACAUGUUGCAAAAAGAAAAAGCAGCAUUUAAAAUAUCAAGCUUUUCUUAUACUCUCCUGAGAUAAACUACAGUUAACAUUUACAAAACGAUUUACGUAUAGACUGAUGUUCAAAAGGCACACAUUAUAAUCACGCUCCUAUGAAAAGCAUGAUAAAACACAAAAAUCAGCUAAGCCUUGUGCUCCGAGAACAAGUAAACCACAACUGUACGAAGCAGGCAGUUGUUUCUCUCUUGCAUGGCUUUCAGCUAGCGUUUGCAAAGUAGUUUGUGUUGCAUGUCGGUUGGUAGUCAACAAACCAUACGCAACUGACAAGUGACAUGAACAACUUCGUAAAUACUAAAAGCCAUACAUGCAAGAGAGAAACCUCUGCUAGCAGGCUAGUACAAAGAUAACAGCGAUUGAAGAAAAUCAGGGAAAAUGAUUAUUACUGACUUUUACACGAUUUUGAGCAGACAUACGUUAUAAAGUGGACAACAAAUGCAACAGGAAUACACUUAAACUGAAUACAUGUAGUCUGUCGCAUAAAGUGCUAAACUUACACAUUUUUCCUCCACAGAACUGAAUAUAAACUCUGCCAUUAGCAAUAUUUCGUCUGGUACAUUAUAAGAAGCAAUGUCAACAAGCAUUAUGUGCAAACUGUGAACUUGAGGGAUCUCCUUGAGAAUUUAUUCAGCUGUUUUUCACUAGUUGAAAAUGGUGAAUUUUCCUCUGAAACCUCUUUAUUUCUCUUUGCCAAAGCUGGUGUUCCUCUACUUGGUGAUCAAAGUUAAGUAAAUCUUUUUGCUUGCACUCUUACUUCAUCUCAAAUUCAAAUAUUUUUUACAAAAGGGACAUAAUAAGCUCACGCUGACAUCCGUGAUGAGAAUUUGAUGUGUUGAUAAUUCAAUAACAAGUUAAUUGCUGGAGGGCCGAUCCGUGGCAUCAAAGGCAUGUCUCCAGGCUCCGCCACACUUUCCCCUCCCGAGACUACCUCUCAGCUUGCAAUGUGGAGACUGAUCCCAGGCUACCUGGUAAGUAGCUCCAACCCAUGAGCCGAGCAAAAAGGAAAGUCUGGGUACAGUAGGAACUGUUAGAGCUACGGGAAGGAGUACUUUUCCAACAGUCAGCAAAAGGUACAUUGUCAGCUAAGGGUAAGAUGGCAAAGUCUGCAAGUAGCUCAGUGUCGUCAGAAAGAUGCAUAUUAUGAAGGGAGCAUGAAACACAAGGCACUCCAAACUGGUGAUUUUAGUGCUAUGCUACACUCCACAGCCUAAACUGGGUGAAGCAAACAGAUUCCAUCUACAGAGGGAGGGACCAUUUGAAAUAGCGGAGUGCGUCAUGGACAUUACGUAUCGGGUGAGGAAAGUUGGCGGGCAUUCCAAAAGAGAUCCUCAAGCAGUUCAUUUCAACAACCUGUGGUUGUACAAGGAAAGGCAGGAAGAGAGCAUGGAGGAUGCUCCCCAAGGUGGG